AUGCCUGGCAACGAAGUUGGCGACAGGAUCCACAAUUUCUUUGGCCAAGAAACCUCGUCCCAAGGUCAACAUCAUUCACAGAUUGUUGACGGGACCUGGCAAGGUUUUAGUAACAAUGCGUGGGUUGGCAGCCAGAGGCAAAUUGGCUCACCUCUCAUUUCCAAUUUGAAGAAUCUUAAUGUCCCACAGACAGCUGAUGCUGAGAGAGGGCAGUCUUCCAGUGUGCAGCAUGGUGUGAACUAUACACAAUCAGCUUUGAGAUCUGAGCUCUUUAGGAGUCAGCCUCAAAUUCAUCAGCAGGCUGUAAAUGGCUAUAUACAAGGGAAUCAGGUUCAGAUACGAAAGAAUGAAGCAAACUUGUUGGGAGUGGAUACAGAAUCUGAUCGGCAUAGUUUAGCAUCAAGAGGCAUGUCGGUUAUUGACCAACAAUUGGGAAAUGGUCCAGAUGUUCAUAAGAAAAACUCAAUGAGGUUGGAAUCAACUGAAUCUCCUGUCAACUAUGAUUUUUUUGGAGGUCAACAACAAAUGAUUGGCCAACAUUCAAUGCUGCAACCUUUGCCUAGGCAGGCACCAGGGAAUAUGCUUGAGCUUCUUAAUAAGGUAGAUCGAUCAAGGGAACACGGUGCUCCAACACACUUAAGCUCUUCUGACCGCAACCGAUCAUCUGAGAUGCCUGAUGCGGAAACCUCUGAUGGAUCUGUUGGUCAUCUGCAGCAAAAUCAGUCAUCUGGUUCUCAAGGGUUUGGUCUACAACUGGGCCCUCCAUCGCAACGGUUGUCAUUUCCAGACCCCACCCUUUCUUCCCAGAGCUUCUCCCAAGCAGUUAAUUGUUUAGCUUCAACCCGUGGCACUUCUGACACUGCAGGACAAAGUCACUCAUGGUUGGCUCCCAUGAGCUCUACUCAGUCUUUGCGCCCUUCUCAUGAACAAUCUGAAGGGCCAAAUACAAGCACCCCAAGUCAUGCAGGAGAUCCAGUGCAAAGAUUACCUGCAUUGGAGGCAAUGCCAGCUGCUCAGCCUUCUGUUUCAUCCAAUACGUCUCAGCAGGAAGGUGUGUUUUCAAAAGUUUUACCUGAUGCUUGGGCCAGUGUUUCAAAUCAGCAACGUCCGUUAGGUGCUCAGCUUUGUAAGCCUUAUUCAAAUUCGUUAACGCCUCAAUUUCAGUCAAGUAACAAUUUGGAAACAAGUUUCUCUGAUCAACAAAAGUUGGAUGAAAAUUCUCAAAAAGGAGUGGAAGACUUAUCUGAAGUUGGUGUCUCAUUGGGAAAAUCACAGGGCUUAGAUGAGAAAGAGCAACCAGCCAAAGAGCAGCAACUAUUGCCCGGAAAAAAUUCUGCUGGUCCAAACACAAUGAGUGCAUCACAUAUGGAGGGAAAAGAAACUUAUGCAGAUUAUUCCUCUGACACAUCUUCGUCGAUCCCUACAACCAGCCAAAGAGAUAUUGAAGCCUUUGGUCGAUCUUUAAGGCCAAAUAAUACUUUGAAUGACAAUUACUCCUUACUGCAUCAAGUGCUGGCCAGGAGAAGUGCAGAGAUUGAUCCCAGUAAUAGGAGUCUGAAGAGAUUUAAAGGUCAGGAAGAUGGUAUGGAAUCUCAGCAAGUGGCUUCUAGAGGACAGCCGUUAUCAUCAAUAAAUCACACAUCAGUUGCAUCUAGAGAUUCUAAGAUGCUAAACUUCCCAUCAAAAACCAGAGAUGAGCAUGACGCAAAUGUGUUUGUUCAUGACAUGGUUGGGGAUUCUCAAUCUCAAUCCAGAGAUAGUACUGCAGCAGCUGUUAGAGGUGAUCACUCUUAUAUCAGUCCGCAUAUGGCGCCAUCCUGGUUUGGUCAUUACGGUACUUUCAAAAAUGGGCAAAUGUUGCCAAUAUAUGAUACCCAAAAUCGGGGUUCUGAUAGUUUUCAUGUUCGUCAUCCAAUGGAGCGUGUACAUACUUUUGAUAGCAGUCAGGUUGGUGAUAUCCGGCAAACUACCAGCUCCUCACCUUUCUCAUCUUCUCAGUUGUUGCCUCCUCAUACCAAUCAAAAUUUGGCUAUUGUGAGACCAAAGCGUAAAAGUAACAACUUUGAACUUGUAUCAUGGGGUAAAGAAGUGACUCAGGGUUCCCCAAGGCUUCAAAAUAUCAGUGUGGCAGAAGUAGGAUGGUGCCGAGCAGCAACUCGACUGGCAGAGAAGUUGGAAGAUGAAGCUGAAGUAUUUGAAGAUUGUUCAGCACUGUUUAGAUCAAAAAGAAGGCUUAUCUUGACAACACAGCUUAUGCAGCAACUUUUUCAUCCUCCUCCGGCAUCAGUUCUUUCUUUAGAUGCUACGCCACACUACGAGACUGUGGCAUACUUCAUUGCUAGGGCAGCCUUAGGAGAUGCAUGCAGUACAUUGUCUUCCUCUGGAAGUGAUAAUAUUGUGUCGCCUGACAAUGAAAACCUGCCGUCUGACAAGGCCAAAAUAUCUGAGAGAAUUGAUGAUCCUUUCAUAUUGAAAGCCAUGGAGGACUUCAUUAAUAGAGCAAAGAAGCUAGAAAAUGAUCUGUUGAGAGUGGACAAAAGGGCCUCAAUCCUAGACUUGAGAGUGGAAUGGCAGGAACUAGAGAAGUUUUCUGUCAUCAAUCGAUUUGCUAAAUUCCAUGGCAGAGGACAAACCGAUGGGGUUGAGACCUCUUCCUCUAGUGCAGCUGCAAAUGCUCAGAAAUCCUCUCCCCAACGAUAUGUUACUGCAUUUCCAAUGCCUAGGAAUCUUCCUGACAGGUGGCACCUGAACAUAGUUGAACCACACAAAGGGAAUGUAGGGGAAGAAUGAACUUGAAAGCAAUGGAUCUGCUGUUAGCUAUUUUCGAUCUAGGCAAUUGUUGUCAUUCUUGGGAAAUAUAAGUUGGAGUUUGCGUACUUGAAAGGCUAAAGAGAAAGUGGAUGCCCCGUAAAUAUAUAUGUAUUUUUUCAGUAACUGGGGGAACAGAAACUCAUUCUGAUUUUUCAGUUCAUAAGUAGUUAAAGUUCCAGGUAAUUAUGCAUAUCCCUGUCUCAAGACUUUGGAUCGCGGGCUUCUAAUUAGAAUAAGGUUUUUAGCCCCCAUUUCUUUUCCAUAUACUUCAGGGGUUGAUGGGAAGGUUGUUGAAUUUCAUUGACCAAAGUCUUGAAUGGCCAUUUUUACCGCAAGAAAUAGUCUAUUGAUAUUUUCCCCAAUUUUAUAAUUAAUGUUAUAACUUACAACAUCUUGUUCAAAGUUCAUAUGAUUUACCAACAAAAUUAAUGGAAUGAUUAAUGUUGAAUCGCAA
Carica papaya (papaya) is the source of this 3265-nucleotide messenger RNA. Lineage: Eukaryota; Viridiplantae; Streptophyta; Magnoliopsida; Brassicales; Caricaceae. The record is from RefSeq and is a predicted model, not a curated record.